Messenger RNA from Alternaria ventricosa, 1989 nucleotides. It is a transcript of the gene UTP25, whose product is annotated as rRNA-binding ribosome biosynthesis protein utp25. Lineage: Eukaryota; Fungi; Ascomycota; Dothideomycetes; Pleosporales; Pleosporaceae. The record is from RefSeq and is a predicted model, not a curated record. Gene Ontology annotation, molecular function: U3 snoRNA binding; rRNA binding. Gene Ontology annotation, biological process: maturation of SSU-rRNA from tricistronic rRNA transcript (SSU-rRNA, 5.8S rRNA, LSU-rRNA). Gene Ontology annotation, cellular component: nucleolus; small-subunit processome. The transcript has a single exon. The coding region runs from base 1 to 1989 and encodes 662 amino acids.
AUGCGCGAACCCACCCCAUCUGACGAGAGCGAAUCCGACGUAUCAGAAGACGAUGCCCCGGACGAAGAAGAAGAAGAAGCGCAACCCGUCUCGAACGCCUAUGCGACUCUCCUGCAGUCUUUCUCGUCGCGCGAUACUGGUUCGGAAGAGCAUCGCAAGAAGAGGCGGAAGCUGGAGCACUACGAGCCUGAACAGGAGGUCGAAUUAGACGACGACGCUGAAUCUACCACCCUGGAAGGCGACGAGGCCGAGGGCGAGCAGGCAGACGUUGAGAACGACGAAGACGCGGACGAAGACGAUCGAGAAGAGCAAGAGCUCGAGCAGGCCUACCAGAAACACUUUGCGAACCCCAACGAGAACGAACUACCGACGCGACUCAAGCGGAUAGCUGCCAAUCAGUGGACAUCACAGAAGCUGGAUCGAGCAUCUGGGAAGGGAGUAGGCAUACUCCAGGUUCCCAGCGACGAGGUCAAGCCGAACAGGAAGCUAAGAAGUGUGCGCGACGUCCAAUUGAAAGCGCGGCUGGUGGACAACGCACAGAACAAGGUCGGCGCUUUUGAUGAGCUGGAACAAGCCAUCGCACCCUCGAUAUUUGGCUACCAAGAUCUGCUGUUCGGCGCAAGAACGGUGCAAAAUACCGGCCGUCUACGAGACAUCACCUGUCUACACGCCCUAAACCACAUCCUCAUGACGCGCGACCGAGUACUCAAGAACAACGCCAAGCUAGCCACAGCAAAAGACGACGACCCAGACGUCGAAUACCGCGACCAAGGUUUCACACGUCCCAAGAUCCUCUUCCUCCUCGAGACGAAACAAGCCUGCGUCCGCGUCCUAGACAGCCUAACCAAACUCCACGACUUUGAGCAGCAAGAAAACAAGAAGCGCUUCCUCGACAGCUUCUCCCUGCCCGAAGACAAAUUCUCACCCGACCGCCCCGCCGACUUCCGCGAACUCUUCGAAGGAAACGACGAAAACGAAUUCCGCAUCGGCGUAAAGCUCACCCGCAAAACCCUCAAAUUCUACUCCACCUUCUACAACUCGGACAUCAUCUUCGCCUCUACCCUUGGUCUACGCCGCGCCAUCGAGACCGGGGACCCCAAGAAACGCGACUCGGAUUUCUUGUCGUCCAUCGAAAUGGUCAUCAUGGAACAAGCCGACGCAGCGCUAAUGCAAAACUGGGAGCACGCAGAAUACGUCUUCGAACACCUAAAUCUCCAGCCGAAAGACGCGCACGGCUGCGACUUUUCGCGCGUGCGGAGUUGGUAUUUAGAUGGCCAUGCGCCUUACAUCCGCCAGACGAUUGUGCUGAGUGCGUUUUUGACGCCGAAGAUAAACGUCUUGUAUAACAGACAUAUGCGCAACUACGCCGGCCGCCUGAAAUACACUCCGGACCACACCGCCGGACUCAUCGAGUCGCUCUCUUACGGAAUCAAACAAACGUUCCUCCGCUUUGACUCCCCAUCACACCUCACAGACCCCGAUGCACGAUUUAAAUUCUUCAGCACCUCGAUCCUGCCGUCCAUAUCCCGGUUACCUAAAUCCCCAGAUGGAGGACUGGGCGUCCUUGUCUUCAUACCUUCUUACCUCGACUUUGUACGCGUCCGAAACUCACUUGUGGAUUCCGAUAUCGCAUACGCAUCCAUCAGCGAAUACACAGACGCCACCGACGUCCGCAAAGCGCGGUCGCACUUUAUGAAUGGGAAACACAGUCUCCUUCUCUAUACUGGCCGCGCCCACCAUUUCCACAGAUACAACAUCCGCGGCGUGAAGCGCGUGGUGUUCUACGGGGUACCCGAAAACCCACUGUUCUACGAUGAGGUUGUGGGGUUCGUCGGCAAGUCGAUUGAGAGAGCGGAGAUUAGUCGCGCGGAAGCGAGUGUCAAGGUGUGUUUUUCGAAGUGGGAGAGGAUGGAGUUGGAGAGGAUUGUUGGCGGGAAGAGGGUGGGGAGGAUGGUGAACGAUAAGGGGGAUGUCUUUGACUUUGUUUGA